UAGUUGGUUUGCCACCCGCCAUUUAAACAACAGAAGAAGAAGACCCAUCACUACCUGAUCACUACUCUGCGUGCACUCUCUGCUUGGAGAGCGAAGACGACAGUUUCUGUCUGAAGUUUGUUGCAUUAACAGGAUCUGUUCAGUAUGAACGUCUUUCAUCUAAGCCAACCUGAAGAUGAACAUAGAGGAUCUGCACAGGGCGAACAUGCACAGCCAUGCGUUCAGCAAGAAGAAAAUGCUGCCUUUGGCCCCGGCAUGGAUUCCGUUAGAGAGCGUUUGAGAGUGUUGCACACUGAAAUGGUCAUGCGCAACCGCAACAUCCAUGGCGGGCGUCAUAGAGGACCUCCACAGGGCAAACGUGCACAGCCACACGUUCAGCAAGAAGAAAAUGCUGCCUUUGGCCCCGGCAUGGAUUCCGUUAGAGAGCGUCUGAGAGUGUUGCACACUGAAAUAGUCAUGCGCAACCGCAACAUCCAUGGCGAGCGUCAUGCAGCCGCUGCUGUACUGCAACCAUCACCCAUCACUCCCGCAAGGGCUAAUGUCAUUGAACGUGGUGGAGGUGAUAACCGAGGUCUUUUCGAACGAUGCUUUGCUGGUUAUGGUGGUUCAACACAAGAUAUAAUGUUAGAUGUUCCUACCUUAGAUCCUUUACUACCAUCUGUGCUUCGAUACAUAGACUGUCCACCAUUCACGCGGGAAGCUAUGAAUGCAUUUGCUCUUGACAACUGGGCAUUGAUUGUUGCCCAUAUUGUCUGCGCACUCAGAGUUCCGAGAGCCAUCCAACAAAAACAAUUAUUGAUUCUUGAGGUGAUCGCACCUGAAAUACCAACUGACAUGGUAAUGGAACAAGAGUUAGCCAGAACCACGGUCACUGCAAUUCUCAGGAACUACACCGCAAUCAGGGACAACGGAUGGAUCCAGGACAUGAUGGCUGCUGCUGCAGCUGCCAAUCCUGAUGUGGGCGAGCAGCAUUGGCUUAGACGCUUCAAUCGCGAUGCUGCCACAUAUGGUUGGCUAGCAGAUACCACACUCGAGGAGAUGCUCGAUUACUUCCUGAACGUAGCACGGUAUGCCAAUGAUAGACAGCAGGGGCGGUCUUUGAGUGUGAUCUUGACAACAUUUGCUGCCUUUGCCUUGAGAGGCAGUAUCACCUAUUCUAAACUCACUCGAUGUGUGAAAGACUUACAGCCUGUGAUUUCUUAUGCUGCAGAGGCAAUAAAUGCGGCUGAGAUCUCAAUGACUUGGGCCACAUUCGGCCACUUUGUAGACAAUGGGUCAAUGCCAGGAAUCAUGCGCCGAUGGCUAGAGUUUGUGCCUGCUGGGGCUAUUCGCCUCCGCGUAAUCCUGUCUCAAGCUGCUGGAUCUGGUAUGACUUCCCUAGAUGUUAUAGCACGCGCUGUUCAUGAACAUCCUGAAUUCCCGUGGCCACUGGUCAUACGCAUGUAUCCACAGGAAUGGAUUGCUGCUCAGCGUGCUUUGAUUAUAGUCGGCGGUAAUCCUUACUACGGUUAUCGUCGUGUUCUAACUGAGGUCAGAUCCACAAAAUUCAAGUAUCUAGCUUCCAUCUGUGGAAAAUUACUCGUGGCGGCUGGUGACAAGUCUCUUGAUGGUUACCGAGGGUUUGCAGAAGACAGGGUGAAUAACAAAUCCAUCAGAUGGAUGAUAGAUGGGUAUAUGGCUUCCCAUGCUGGUGCUGACCCGAAUAGUGCUAUCUCCGAAGAAGAACACGAGUCCUAUAGGAGCAUGAGGGAUCUUGCUGCUCUCCAUCCAGCCAACAUCAAUGGGCAUGCAAAUAUGGGAGGACAUCCAGAUGUACCUAAUGAUCAAGCUGCACUUGCAACAGCAGGCGUAGACAAUUAACAGCACCUUGUGGACCGUCUCAACAGUGAGGGUAUUUGAUUUUCAGCGAAUAAUAUUCUUCCUGUAGCUGCAAGACUUUCUCUUGCCUGCGUAACACUGACAUCUUGAGAUCGGCCUUUUCUGUCGAUUGUGAGGGUGGAGGUGAAGGAGCAAAUGUGACAUUCGAUUGGCUGUCAUUAGCACAGUUCACGGGUGGAGUGUCCAAGACGACGGGAAUCUCAGAUGGAACGUAUUUCUCCUCCUCUUCCUCCUGCGAAACCGCACUUUCGUUUUCAGUUUCCAUUCUGUGAGGACAAAAUCAUUUAAAUAAAAGUAAAUUUGCUGAUAAGCAAACAUCUAUAACACAUUGGGUAAGCCACUAUCCUGAGUCCUUUGUGUUUUCAAAUAUAUAUUAGCUAAUGUUUUUAGUAAGUAAUAAAAGUAAUAACAAUUGUGACCAUGACCUUGUCAUGCUUUCUACUAUCCCAAUGGCAGACAGGGGAAAUGUUUGUGAAAUCUGUUUGAUAAAGUAAUCAAAUGAGAUAAAACUGUUUGCCCAAACAUCCGUCCUGCCCACGAUUGAAAUGCCAAAAAAGUGUCAAAUUUACUUGUCUGGUCAAACAGCCCCUUUAGUGGGAUGCAAGACCCUCUGCUUGAUGUCGGGUCCUGUCGGGACUUAUUUCUGGGACCAAAAACAACCAGCUGCAUGGCAACUAAUCGUCUGCGGAAUAAAAGUUUUUGUUUACAUCAUA
Messenger RNA from Misgurnus anguillicaudatus (oriental weatherfish), 2591 nucleotides. NCBI's taxonomy places the organism in Eukaryota, Metazoa, Chordata, Actinopteri, Cypriniformes, Cobitidae. The record is from RefSeq and is a predicted model, not a curated record.